This is a messenger RNA of Lutzomyia longipalpis, 1394 nucleotides long. Its product is annotated as venom protease-like. Gene Ontology annotation, biological process: proteolysis. Bases 148 to 1341 code for a protein of 397 amino acids. The record is from RefSeq and is a predicted model, not a curated record. NCBI's taxonomy places the organism in Eukaryota, Metazoa, Arthropoda, Insecta, Diptera, Psychodidae. The transcript is spliced from 6 exons. Gene Ontology annotation, molecular function: serine-type endopeptidase activity.
AGUUAGCUUUCAACAUUCCAUCGGUGAAGAUCGCGCUAUAUACCUACUUAAAAUUUGUUUUUAUUUAUUUGUUGGAGAUUUACUUUUACAUUUUUCUUUAUUAUAUAUGAUAUAAAAUAAAAUUAUUCAUAAAUUUAUUAAAAAAGAAUGUUUUUCCGUGAAAACUUUAAAUGUGCUUUACUCUUGAUUAGCCUUUUUUGUUGUUCAGGUGUUUUGUGUAACAAUGACUGCUCAAUUGGAGAUAAAUGUGUACAUGGAACGACAAAUGCACGUGGUGAAGCAAAACUCAUAACUGAAUGCCCUUCGGCUAUUGCUGAUCUUCAGAAAAAUAUUCGACCAUGGGGUUGUGGAUUCCAGGGGUUAUUUCAGAUAAUCUGUUGCCCAUACCCUCCAGGACAAGCCGUAGAUGACAAACCUAUGCCAGUUGACGAUAGAUUCUCUUCAAAUCGAAAUGAAAGAGUUGCCCUAAGAAAAUGCAGAGAAUAUGCAAAAUAUGCAUAUGAAAAUGUAACAUUGCCCAUAACAGUUCCGGGUGAACCCAAUGUGAUCCGUAAAGUGGACAGAUGUGGCUUUAAUGUGGUUCCUCUCAUUGUUGGAGGAACUUUGGCUGGAUCACGUGAAUUUCCUCACAUGACCCUGGUGGGAUAUGGCAAUAAUCCAGGUGUGUGGAAAUGCGGAGGAACGAUCAUCAGUGAAAAUCACAUUCUAACAGCUGGACAUUGUCUCGUUUCUCAGGAAUUUGGAUCAGCCACAUGGGUACGCGUGGGAGAUUUAAAUUACGAAUCAGAUGACGAUGAAGCACGUCCGGAAAAUAUAAGAAUCAAGAGACACGUCCCCUUUCCAGAAUACACCCGGAAAACUCAGUACAACGACUUAGCUCUACUAGAGUUGGAACGUCGAAUUACCCUCAGUCCAUACGCCAGGCCAGCGUGCCUUUAUACGGAAUUUGAUUCAAAAACCCAAAAAGCAAUUGCAACGGGAUGGGGAAGAGUUGAGUGGGCAGGAGAUACCAGCAGUAAUCUCCUCAAGGUUACCCUGGAACUCUUCUCAUACCGCGAAUGCAAUAAAUCUUUUGAGUACAAUAUUAACCGGAAAUUAAGUCAGGGAAUCUUAGAUGAGUCACAACUUUGUGCUGGAUCUCAUGACGAAGAGAAGGAUACUUGUGAAGGUGACUCAGGAGGUCCUCUGCAGAUCUUCAAUAAUGAUGUCUACUGCAUGUACAAUGUGAUUGGUGUGACAUCAUUCGGCAAGGGAUGUGGUACAGCUGGUCAACCUGGAGUUUACACACGUAUCUCACACUACAUUGAUUGGCUAGAGAAGACUCUGUGGCCCAAUCAGUAAGGGUCUUAGCUGGGACGAAUGUUGUGAUAAAACUCAUAAAUGUUCUCGCUCAA